AUGGCUUCCACAAUGACGGCAGUAGGAGCACCGGCAGGAGGAAAAUCAACGAUGACAGCAAUAGGAGCACCAGCGGGAGGAUCUUCCACGAUGACUGCUGUGGGAGGAGCGCCAAUGGCUUCAACAAUGACUGCUGUCGGAGCACCCGCAGGAGGAAAAUCGACUAUGACAGCUAUCGGAGGGCCGGCUGGAGGAGCUUCAACAAUGACUGCCGUUGGAGCACCUGCAGGUAAAUCGACGAUGACAGCCAUAGGAGGGGCUCCAGCAGGAGGAUCUACCAUGACAGCCGUAGGAGGAGCAGCAGGAGCGCCUGCAUCGGGAGCACCAGCAGCACCUGCGUCGUCGGCUGGAGGAGGAGGUGGUCCAGCACAAUCAGCAUACUUCGGUGUAGGAGGUGCCGGAAUGCAAGUCGGAGCCCAGUCAGCGUACUUUGGCGUGGGAGGUGGUGGUGGCGGUGCAAGUGUACCAAAAGUGGCUGUCACAGCUGGUGGACCAGGAGCACAAUCACAGUAUUUCGGUGUUGGUGGAGGAGGCGGCGGCGGCGGAGGAGCACAAUCCGCUUACUUUGCAGCUAAGUAA
Molecule: messenger RNA, 579 nt
Organism: Cylicostephanus goldi
Lineage: Eukaryota; Metazoa; Nematoda; Chromadorea; Rhabditida; Strongylidae
Source: the annotation of a GenBank genome assembly